Molecule: messenger RNA, 2785 nt
Organism: Alosa sapidissima (American shad)
Lineage: Eukaryota; Metazoa; Chordata; Actinopteri; Clupeiformes; Clupeidae
Gene: zdhhc3b
Product: zinc finger DHHC-type palmitoyltransferase 3b
Exons: 7
Coding region: 305-1243 (312 amino acids)
Biological process (GO): protein targeting to membrane; peptidyl-L-cysteine S-palmitoylation
Cellular component (GO): Golgi apparatus; endoplasmic reticulum
Molecular function (GO): protein-cysteine S-palmitoyltransferase activity
Source: RefSeq, a predicted model, not a curated record
CUUCUCUAAAAAGUGUUUGUCACGUUCAAUCGCGUGCUCUCACUACCGCACUUCAGCAGAUUAAGUUACAAGCUAAACAUAUGUCCACGAAAAAAUAUAAACUUAAUCAAUAGCGAGGUAUUAAAAGAAUCUGAUAAGUAGAGCGUGAAUCUUGAUCCUCAAAAAGGGGUGUGCUUGAUGCUGUCGCAGAUCCAGGGAGUGCAUUUAGCUUAAAGCUAACGUCAGUUAGCCAUCUAGCCAGGUAACAUCGCUCGACACCUACGGCAAAUAAGGGAGAGCAUGCUGAGGCGGCACGGCUGGUAGAAUGAAGAGCCCGGCGCACCGCAGCAGGGACAUCGAGAGGCAAGCGGGCUACCUGCGUCCGGAACACUGCGCCCCUCCGCCCCAGCUGGGCCCGGGCGCCGGCGCCAUGUGGUUCAUCCGCGACGGCUGCGGCAUCGUGUGCGGAGUCAUCACCUGGAUGCUGGUGCUGUUCGCCGAGUUUGUGGUGCUCUUCGUCAUGCUGAUGCCUGCGCGCAGCCUGCUCUACAGCCUUGUGAACGGUGUGCUCUUCAACACCCUCGCCUUCCUCGCCCUCGCCUCCCACUUUAGGGCCAUGUGCACAGAUCCGGGAGCUGUGCCAAAAGGGAAUGCCACCAAAGAGUUCAUCGAGAGCCUCCAGCUGAAGCCAGGACAGGUGGUCUACAAGUGCCCCAAGUGCUGCUGCAUCAAACCUGACAGAGCGCACCACUGCAGUGUGUGUAAGCGGUGCAUCCGGAAGAUGGACCACCAUUGCCCCUGGGUGAACAACUGUGUGGGGGAGAACAACCAGAAGUAUUUUGUGCUCUUCACUAUGUACAUUGCACUGAUAUCGUUGCACGCGCUCAUCAUGGCGGCCUUUCAUUUUGUCUUCUGCUUCGAGGAGGACUGGAACAGUCCCCGUUCCCCAAACCCGCUCCCCCACUUCUCCCCAGCGUGCAGUUCCUUCUCGCCUCCGGCCACAGUCAUCCUCCUCAUCCUCCUGUGCUUCGAGGCGCUCCUCUUCCUCAUCUUCACCUCUGUGAUGUUCGGCACGCAGGUCCACUCCAUUUGUACCGAUGAGACCGGCAUAGAGCAGUUGAAGAAGGAGGAGAGACGAUGGAUUAAGAAGUCCAAGUGGAUGAACAUGAAGGUGGUGUUUGGCCACCCUUUCUCCAUAGGCUGGCUCAGUCCCUUCUCCACGCCGGACCAUGGAAAAGCUGAGCCCUACCAGUACGUAGUCUGACGCAGGACCAACCGUCGCUCUGGCUGAAACCUGGCGCACGUGCCCCGCGAGGUGUGGCGCGCAUUGAUGAUGCGUGCAGACAGCGCCACCACAGCACCGGCCUGCUCACCUAAGCAGACCCCUCUCUCAGCAUGAUUAUGAGGACUGAGGACUUCUGGCACCGGAUGAACUGCUCUUAAUUUUUCUCUCUAUUUCUUUUUUCCCACUGUUCCUCUUAUCUUGGUGACAGAAAGAUGUCACCAGCCGACUCAGAGAUUGCACAGACACUGAACAGAUAUCUGCCUGCAUUCAUAGAAAUAAUCAUAACCUUUGGUCUUUAAGUUGUGGUGUCCAUUCUUGUUUUGCUUUAUCUUUCAUGAUCAUCUCUAGUUGGUAACAACGGCGCCUUAUAACUAACUAACUGCCUGAGGCCUACUUCUGGAUGACUCUAGUCGACUAUCUAGUGAAGCUGAAGCUGAGCCAUUUUUUUGAUUUUGCUCUUUUUCAAUCACUGGAAGUGCACUCAAAAUGACAACAGAAGACUAAAAUGCAGUGGUGACGUUACCACAUACUUUUCUGAGACAACCUGUACUCACAAACCAAAGCAUGUGGCUCUCACCAAUAGAUGCUCCAGAGUCUUAUAGCCUCAAAGUGUUCAGCUUUGUUGUGUAAUGUGUAGACCAACAACAACUACAGUCACUCCACAAUACUACUGCAAGGUUAUUACAUGAAGCAAAUACUCAAACAAUCUGUUUCUAUGGUAUUGUAAGUCAAUAUUACAGUCUUAACAUAAUAUAGUUGUCAAAUCAGAUAAUUUGUCAAUGUAAUAUGGUUGUCAAUCAGAUAAUUUGACUGAAGAUCUGGUCAUACAACAGUUCAUUGAUGUGGAGGUUAGGUCAGUAGAAGAACAGACAGGCCUUUGCUACUGGAGCGAAUAAACUCAAGCAAUGUGGGGCCAAGUUGUCUGCUUUAUCAACUAACAUUUCUAAUCUCUUGUUUCUGAAUACUGUCAUUAUAUCAUAAUAACAAGAGCAGGGCAGAGUUGCACAGGAUUCAUGGAAAUUGCCUUUUUACCUCUGAGAAAGUGAACAGACCACAGGCUGCAUGGUCUGGUUAACUGCCUUAUUGUAGGUGGCCCUGGGCUUCAGGCUCUGAGCUGUGUCUCCAUCCUUCACAUUUUGCCAAAGGUGAUGUUGCAGUUUUUCUUUCUUUCCAAAAGGAGAGAUGCUUAACGUUGAAAGCAGAAAUAUCCCCUCUUUACAUGCCUACAGCUCAAAGCAGAAUGUACCAGACAGACCCUUAGAUAAGGGAGUCAUGAUCAGUUUAUUCAGCUUUUGAGAUUCUGUUGCCUUUGUAAAUGUGACUAACCCCAUCAAUAGUUUUAGCAAAUAUUUGUCUUAUUUAAGUGAAAUAGUUCCCCCUCGUCAUCCAGCUCCACUGGAAAGUCUCCAACUAUCACUAACAAUAACAAAGUUUAGUUCCAGUGCUGGUUUCGACCAGGCACAGUACUGUACCUGAUGUUUUAAAAAAAAAAAAAAAAAUGUUUUUAAUAUGCGAUUUUUU